AUGCGUUUAAGACUGUACCACCUUCUGCAGCGCAUGUGGAACCGAAAAAACAAUCAUGGUCCCCAAUGCACUGAUUUCAUCAAAGAGAUCAGGAAACUUCAAAGCAACGGUUACUAUAGAGUGUACCUUGGGGAGACAGAAAUUCCCGAGUAUCUAAUAACAGGAGAAAUAAGUUUGGCAAGUGUGAAUGAUCCUAGAAAGCACACCUGGAGCAUAGUUCACGCAGGCGGUGUAAGAGGAUGGGUCCCGUGGAAUUAUAAAAUACUGUUUCAUUUAAACUCAAAUGAUCUAGAUGCAUCUGGGGAUAUAUUUCAAGAAUUUUGUUCCACCUUAACAGAAUGUUACGGAAGAUGUGCUAUUGUUGUAGAUCCACAAAGCUGGAGGACGCCUCGUCGAUACCCCGCUUCGAGUUCAUGUCACCAGUCUCCAUCGUCACCAGUGGAUUUGCUGCCUGUGCGCUGUUGCCCCAAAGUGGCUCAAGAACACGGACACGAACUCCUCCAACUGCCUUUCCAAUGCGCACAUCUAAACCCGCUAAACAGUGCAUGGUCAACAAUGAAGUGGUUUGCUGUCAACAACAGAGGGAAAUAUUCUGAAGCAAUCUAUGACAAAGAUACAAUACAGAAGUACAUUUUAUGUACUGAAUUAAUUGAAGGUUCCCUGAGGAAGAUGACCAAAAGGAAAUGGGAGGAAGCCAUGUCCAGAGUGUGGAAGAAUGAAAAUUAUUAUCUAAGUGACAACAAUCGGUAA
Molecule: messenger RNA, 750 nt
Organism: Alosa alosa (allis shad)
Lineage: Eukaryota; Metazoa; Chordata; Actinopteri; Clupeiformes; Clupeidae
Exons: 1
Coding region: 1-750 (249 amino acids)
Source: RefSeq, a predicted model, not a curated record